Messenger RNA from Haplochromis burtoni (Burton's mouthbrooder), 1743 nucleotides. RefSeq lists its product as uncharacterized. Lineage: Eukaryota; Metazoa; Chordata; Actinopteri; Cichliformes; Cichlidae. The record is from RefSeq and is a predicted model, not a curated record.
CACGGCACGGAGCAGCAAGCUACAGCAGCGGUCCGGUAACAAGCAAUUGCUCUCAAAAUGGAAAAUAUAGAAGGAGGUCAGUUAAACGAAAAGGAACAACGAAAGGAAUUAACAUGCGAAGCUGAUGAAACAGCUAAUGAAACGUUCCCAAGGCGGUCAGAACGGCCCAGUGCGCCCACAGAGAAAAUGCUCUUAUAUCAAAGGGAUGAACAGAAUAAAAGAGAGAAGAAACUGCUAACCAUUUAUGAACAUUGGAAAAGUCAGGUCAGAGUAUACAGAGAAGACCUGAAAAUUGAUUUAUCAGAUUCACGGUUAGCAGAAAUGGCUGAUGAUAUUGAAAGGACAGUAAAUGAUAUGACAAAAGCAUACAGUGAAUACAGAGAGCGUAAUGAACCCUCCCAUGUCAUAAGGCGCAAAAUGGACUCUUGUGAAUCAGUGACAAAGGACAUUAUGAAAAUCAUAUCUGAGCGUUUAGCAGCUAUAGAUGAGUAUGAUGCAGAUAGAGAAAGGCAGCGCCUCCAUCAGCUCUUAGCCUAUGAACAUGCUAAAUCCAUAUUUGGUACUGCAUCACAGUCAAGUUACCAAUCUGAAGUAAGCAUUGCAGCCAAAAGAAUCGAUGCUGUUGCAGAAUUAGCUGCAAAAGAAGCUCAGUAUAAAAUCACACAAGAAGAAAUAAAACAAAAACAAAAAAUAAGAGAAAUGGAAGAGAAACACAGGAGGGAAUUGGACGCACAAAGGUCUGAACUAGAGCGUUUACAAGCAGAAAAGGAAAGGCAAGCAGCACGUGCAAAAUUAGAGAUUUAUGACAAGGAGUUUAAAGUUGAUAUGGACAGUCAGUUAAUGUUACAGAGCAAUGGGAUGUCUGUUAUCAACCAAAGCUUUGCACAACCAGCCUCAGAGCUCUCUACAGGUUCAUAUCACCCACGUGUGGAACAAUAUGCAUCCAUCCCUGUCAAUAAUCCUCUACAACAACUGCACUCACAAAUUGUCACUCCAUCGCCUCCCACAGACGUAUUGCAGCUGGCUAAAGCUAUUCAAGACAGCAUAGCAGUAAGCAGAAUUCCAGUGCCUGUGCCCAUCGUGUUCAGCGGAGAUCCCAUCACCUACAUCGAAUGGAAGGCUUCCUUCAUCUCACUGGUGGGCCACAAAGGUAUAUCUCCAGCUGAAAAACUGCAUUUGUUAAAAAGGUAUAUCACUGGUCCUGCUCUUAAGUGUCUUGAGGGCACGUUCUACCGCAGUGAUGAAGAGGCAUACAAAGAUGCAUGGAAAAGACUUGACCAACGCUACGGUCAGCCAUUUGUUGUUCAAAAGGCAUUCAGAGACAAACUGUCAAAGUGGCCUAAAAUCCACUCAAAAGAUGCAGAAGGUCUACGGGCCUUUUCUGAUUUUCUCACAACCUGUCUGCAAGCAACACCACAUGUAAAGGGCUUAGAGAUACUAAGUGACUGUGAGGAAAACCAAAAGUUAUUGCAUAAGAUUCCAGAAUGGCUUGCAACGCGUUGGAACCGUCAAGUCACAGUUGCUCUCAUGAAAGGCAAAGAUUUUCCCUCUUUCAAGGAUUUUGCAGAGUUUGUAGCACUCGAGGCAGAAAUUGCAUGUAAUCCUGUGACUUCUUCAUAUGCACUCUAUUCAAGCAGCUCAUCCUUGGAGAAAAGAUACGUAAGGGAGACCAAACCAAACAGAUCUGUGACUCAAGUCUUCACUACACAAGCCACAGUACAUCCUUGGAGAAAAGAUACGUAA